AUGGGUAAGGCUAAGAAAACAAGAAAGUUUGCUCAGGUUAAACGUACUAUAACCUCAAAAGACCCAAGAAUCAAAAAAAAUAAUGAAAAGCAAGUUGCACAGAAGGAUGACCCAGAAGUUACUAGAUCAGUUCCACAGGUUUCUUCUUCUCUUUUCUUCCAAUAUAAUAAGGCCAUAAAGCCGCCGUACCAAGUUUUGAUUGAUACAAAUUUUUUCAACUUUUCAAUACAGAAAAAGAUAGACAUUGUGAGAGGUUUGAUGGAUGCUUUAUAUGCGAAAUGUAUACCAAUGGUAACGGAUUGUGUGAUGGCAGAGUUAGAGAAACUUGGGCCGAAAUAUAGAAUAGCAUUGAAAUUAGCUAAGGAUCCUAGAAUCAAAAGGUUGACUUGUUCACAUGGUGGCACGUACGCUGAUGACUGUCUUGUUAAUAGGGUCCUUCAGCAUAAAUGCUACAUUGUAGCCACUAAUGAUGCUGAUUUGAAAAGAAGAAUAAGAAAAGUUCCUGGUAUUCCCAUAAUGAGUGUAGGCGGCCAUUCCUAUGUUAUUGAAAGGUUACCUGAUGUGUUCUGA
This is a messenger RNA of Priceomyces carsonii, 570 nucleotides long. Its product is annotated as rRNA-processing protein. Lineage: Eukaryota; Fungi; Ascomycota; Pichiomycetes; Serinales; Debaryomycetaceae. Bases 1 to 570 code for a protein of 189 amino acids. The transcript has a single exon. The record is from RefSeq and is a predicted model, not a curated record. Gene Ontology annotation, cellular component: nucleolus; small-subunit processome.